ACGUACUGCAGUCUGGCAAUACUGAAAAUCAACAAAUUAAAAUCUGGCAUUACUGAAAAUCAACAGCUGAUUGUUUCAAUUAUUUAACUUCAUAAUUUGUACGAAAAGAGCAGAGAACAUGUCUUCAAUGAAAAGAAAAUCGCCUAUUUGGCAAUAUUUUGAAAUUAAAAGUGAAAAUAAUAAGUUUGCUAUUUGUUUAUUGUGCAAACUACCAAUUUCUCGUUUUGAAGGGAAAAAAGCAGGUGCGUAAGAGUAAUGUUUUUUUUUGCAGCCUAUUUAAUGAAUACAACCUACAAGUUUCGAAUCAUAUACUUAUUAAUUUUAAAUCUUCCCCCAGGCACAUCUGCUAUGAGCAAUCAUUUGAAAUUAAAGCACCCAGAAAAAUUCAUGAAUUUGAAUAAAGAUAAAAAAAAUAACGACGCAGCUACGUCGCUUGCGGAGCCUGUCAACGCUUGUACAAGUUCCUCUUCUACAGAAAGGCAACAGACUUUGUCAGAGGCGUUCGAUAGAAAACUGCUUUGGGACAUAAAUAAUGCAACUGCGAAAAAAUACCAUUAUCUCAUAGCAGAAAUGAUAGCACUGGAUAAUGAGCCACUUUGUGUCGUUGAAAGAGUUGGAUUCGCAAGAUUACUUAAGCAAGCUUUACCACGCUAUGAAUUGCCAAGCCGAGCCUUUAUGACCCAAAAAAUUGUUCCCGAUAUUUACAACCGAAUUUUCAAAAAAAUCCAAAUAAGAAUUUCAAGUGCUGUCGCAGUUUCUGUCACUUCCGACAUGUGGACGUGUUUGCGCAAUAACUCCAGCUUUCUGAGUUUCACAGCUCAUUGGCUUUCUGCAGAAUUUAAACUUCAACACGGAGUUAUAGCUAUGAAACCGUUUUCAGGAUCUCACACAGGAGAAAACAUAGCAAAUGAACUCAAUAGUAUUGCAUCUCGCUGGGAUAUUGAACAAAGCAAAAUACAUGUUCUUGUUCAUGACAGUGGCGCAAACAUGGUCAAAGGCGUUCGAAUGGCGCAGUAUGAUUCCGCCAGGUGUUUCAUUCAUUCGCUUCAGAGGGUUGUGCUUGAGUCUUUGAAAGUACAACCUGAAGUAAUGGACUUGAUUGCCAAAGGUAGACGUAUCGUAACUCACUUCAAUCAUUCAGGUUUAGCAAAAGAAAAAUUACUGGCGCUUCAAAAAGAACUAUGUUUACCAGAGCAUCAAUUGGUGCAAGAUAUAAACACGAGGUGGAAUUCCACUUUCUAUAUGGUGGAACGCUUAUUGGAACAAAAACGUGUUAUCUCCCUUUAUGUGUCUGAAAACGACACACUUACUAAUCUAACAACUCGUCAGUGGUGUUUGAUGGAGCAGUGUGUACAACUUUUGAAGCCGUUUGAAGAAAUAACUAAAAUUACAAGUUCUGGCCUCUCCUGCAUAUCUGAAGUUAUACCGCAUGUAGCUGCAUUAAAAAAAUUCUUAGACAAGGACGAAACUGUACGACGAACAGCCGAUUUACUUAAUAUGAGAGCCUCCUUAAAAGCGCAAUUGGCAUCUCGUUUUAUUUCCUUAAGUGAAGAUCCAAAAUACCUUAUUGCAACUUUUCUGGAUCCCAGAUUUAAGGCUAACUUUUUGGGAAAAGUUGAAGCUGAAAGAGCUCGACAGACUAUUUUAUUGGAACACUUAAAAAUGACUUGCGACACGUCUUCCAUCAGUAGUUGUUCAUCGACGUCUUCAACUAGACCUAAACAGUUACGAUUAAAUGAAACUCAUUCAAAUGUAGCUCGUGAAUCUCACGAAACAUUUUGGGAUUGCUUUAAUGAAGUGGCAGAUGAAAACAACAUUCAGUCUCGCGAUCAUGAGAAGAACCCAAUUGCUACCGAGAUUGAAUUCUUCUUGAAGGAAGUUCGAAUUGAUCGCAGUCAGGAUCCUUACGCUUGGUGGUCGUUUAACUCCAAAAAAUACCCAAUUUUAACGUCGCUUGCCAAAACGUUCCUUUCAGCUCCUUGCAGCAGCGUUUAUAGCGAAAGACUUUUUUCGGAAGCUGGCUUGGUUUACGAAAACAAGCGAAAUCGUUUAUUGUCUGCGAACGCUGAAAAUUUAGUUUUUAUUCACCAUAAUCUACCUCUUCUUAAUUUUGAGUAUUAAUGUCAAUCGUUUUCUUAA
Messenger RNA from Rhagoletis zephyria (snowberry fruit fly), 2139 nucleotides. RefSeq names its product zinc finger BED domain-containing protein 4-like. Gene Ontology annotation, molecular function: protein dimerization activity. NCBI's taxonomy places the organism in Eukaryota, Metazoa, Arthropoda, Insecta, Diptera, Tephritidae. The record is from RefSeq and is a predicted model, not a curated record.